UGUCUGCAAAUACGUAAAGAAAGUUUGAAAAUUUAUAGAAAACAAAAUGGCUUUUGGAAGAGAAGUUGCAGUUACCAUUACUUUUGUAGUUUUGGGAAUGCGAUGUUUGCUUGUGCUGGGAGGCAUGGAAUGUGAAACGCUGCCGGUAGAAUUGUGCGCUUUCUCUGUGUCAUCGACUGGUUUUCGCUGUAUUCUUGAGAAGAAUUACUCACCGGCCGAAACAUCAUCAUUAUACCAAUGCAAGUCGUCGGCCAUCAUGGCGGAGGAGAUGAGAGAAUGGAUUGAGAGUGAAGAGUGUGUGGAAACUUGUGGGUUGCACAGAAUGAGCGUGGGCAUGUCGACUGAUGAACUUAACGAAUAUUCUGAAUUCUCUUAUAAAUUGUGCUCAGACAAGUGCCUAACUAGUUGCCCUAACGUUGUGGAUCUAUACCUCACUCUUGCUGCAGAAGAAGGAAUAUAUUUACCACAUUUAUGUGAAGCUCACAACAAAUAUAGUAGAAGAAUAGCAUUCCAAUUUCAGAAAGGAAAAGCGAAUGGGAAUGGAAAUGGAAAUGGAAAUGAUAUUGAUAAUGAGAAUGAGCGUGAGAGUGAGGAUGGCCCUGCACCUGCACCAGGACCCACUGCUCCUGCACCCAAUGAAGGCAUAGAUUAAGGCCACAUUUUUUUAUUUUAUAUCUAAUUAGAAAUGUGUCAAUGAUAUUAAUGUAUUGAUAGAGUAGGAGAUAUUUGUCAAAUUUAUAAUAUUGAUGUAUCGAUAGAAUAGUAGUUGCUACUGAUAUUUAUAAUCCUUUGCUUCAAUGAUGAUAGCAUGAAUUUAAUGCUU
This is a messenger RNA of Cryptomeria japonica (Japanese cedar), 823 nucleotides long. RefSeq lists its product as uncharacterized. The record is from RefSeq and is a predicted model, not a curated record. Lineage: Eukaryota; Viridiplantae; Streptophyta; Pinopsida; Cupressales; Cupressaceae. Bases 47 to 652 code for a protein of 201 amino acids. The transcript is spliced from 4 exons.